Messenger RNA from Trichomonas vaginalis G3, 273 nucleotides. RefSeq lists its product as uncharacterized. The transcript has a single exon. The record is from RefSeq and is a predicted model, not a curated record. The coding region runs from base 1 to 273 and encodes 90 amino acids. Lineage: Eukaryota; Parabasalia; Trichomonadida; Trichomonadidae.
AUGAAGCGUUCUAUAGGAAUUGGUGUCGGAGUCGUUUGCGUACUUCUUGUGAUUAUUGCUAUCAUAGUUGUAGUUAUUGUAAUUAAGAAGAAAAAUGCAGAAAAUGAUAUUGAAGAAAGUGAAGAAAAAUCACUAGAAAUGAUUGAAAAUGAAACAGGUGCUUUUUCAUCGCCGGGAGAACAAGCCACAGCAGAUAAUCCACUCUUUGCGACUACAGAAGUGGAAAUGAAUGAAGAUUUUGGUCCUGAUGAAGAUGCUCAAGAUUCAUUAUAA